ACCGCAGUUUCAAUACGUAUUUUUAGUUGUAUGUAACAACUAACAGCAGUAAGAACUGUACAGGAACUUAUAUUUGCCAUACAGAUUGUUUGUGUUAGUGAUCAUUAGAAAACCAUCCGAUUCUGCUAACGUACUUCAGAAAAUGGCAUCAUGGACUGGAUUAUCUGGAUAUCCAAAAGAAAUUGCCACUGGAAACUCUGUUGAUAAAAAAUUCAUUUGCAACAGAUGUGGCAAUAUUUUACGAGAACCAGUGCAAGCGACCUGUGGGGACAGGUUUUGUAGAGGAUGUGUAGAGGUUUUGUUUCAAGAUGGGGCAGAACAAAAAGAGUGUCCUAGACCAAAUUGUAUGGAUGAAGAUGACAGCACUCAGAGGAGUGUUAUCAGUAAAGCAGAGAUUUUUCCUGACAAUGCUAUAAAGCGCGAGAUCAACCGCAUGAAAGUACAUUGUAUCAACAAAGACUGUAAAUGGAAUGGAAAGUUCAAGGAAUAUGAGAGCCAUUUCCCCGUCUGUGAGUUUAGAAUGGCCUUGUGUGCUGCCUGUGGAAGUGAAGUCAAGAUGAAUGAGAUGGAGAGACAUCUUAGAGAUGUCUGCCCUAAAGCCCAGCUACCUUGCAGUGACUGUGGGAACUUGAUAACAAGAGAGGACUGGGAACAACACCAGGUCUCCCAUAGAAGCGUUUUGUGCCCAGCCUGUCCUUCUGGGACUACUGUUGAUAGGGAAGCUUUUCACGACCAUUUCAACAGGGAGAGGCACAGCACAUACGUGUUCCACGCUUUACAUAGCAGUUCUACUGAAAUACAGCGCGUGGCGACUGAGCUUGCUUUAAUCAAGGAUGAUAUCUUGGCAAGAGUUCAGUUACUGGAUGAAAGGAUUGUAGCUAUUAACGCAGGAGGUGGCUCUAGUUCUGGUGUCCUGAAUCCAGACCAGCGUGUGAGACAACUAUUCGAGCAGAUGUCCAAAAGCUUGAAUGACCGAGUAGACACGAAAACAGGCACAUUUGAAGGCAUAGCGAAUACCUUACACAGAGAACUGGACAAGGUCAUCUCAGCUAUAGAAAAGCUAGAAAAUCACCGUAGAAACAUGAAAGAUGUGGUUGACUCUAGCGCACAGAGGAUUAAUGCUUUGGAGCAGACAUUGAGGGUUAGGGAGUCAAAGAUUAUCGAGUUAGAGCAGAAGUUGAUGGACAAUAAUCCCUUGGUGACCUAUAAUGGGGUGUUCAUAUGGAAGUUCACGGACUUCUUACGAAAACAGCAGGAAGCACAACAAGGGAGAAAUGUAAGCCACUACUCCACUCCAUUCUUUACGAGCAGGUUCGGCUAUAAAAUGUGUGCGAGACUGUACCCAAAUGGAGAUGGAAUGGGCAAAGGCACUCACUUGUCGGUGUUUUUCGUUGUUAUGAAGGGGGAGUAUGAUGCUCUGCAGGAAUGGCCCUUUAAACAGCGGGUUACAUUUUGCCUGCUGAACCAAGAAAGGGGAAGCCAUGUAGUGGAUUCCUUCCGACCUGACCCAACCAGUUCCUCGUUUCGUCGUCCACAAAACAAUAUGAACAUUGCCUCCGGAUGCCCUCUGUUUGUGAGACUGGAUGCACUCGUAAGCCCUGGAAAUGGACUGUUAAAAGAUGAUACCGUCUUCUUGAAGAUUAUUGUGGAUAGUACAGACAUCCGUGAUCCUUCAUCCCCAUUGGAUAGUACGGCAGCAAAGGCCUAGUAUAACUAUCAUCACCUUUUUAAUGGAACAGUUUUACUUUAUAAUUUUC
Molecule: messenger RNA, 1757 nt
Organism: Dreissena polymorpha
Lineage: Eukaryota; Metazoa; Mollusca; Bivalvia; Myida; Dreissenidae
Product: TNF receptor-associated factor 2-like
Exons: 8
Coding region: 143-1708 (521 amino acids)
Biological process (GO): positive regulation of JNK cascade; regulation of apoptotic process; regulation of canonical NF-kappaB signal transduction
Cellular component (GO): cytoplasmic side of plasma membrane; plasma membrane signaling receptor complex
Molecular function (GO): tumor necrosis factor receptor binding; ubiquitin protein ligase binding; zinc ion binding
Source: RefSeq, a predicted model, not a curated record